AGUCCUGUUGUAAAAAGCGUAACUUGUCAUCACAGUCACGUGGUUCAACAUGGCAGCGCUGGUGUCCUUGUUGAGACCCAGAACGGGUAUUCUUAUUUCAUGUCAGACACCAGUAGUUCGGUCAACCAGAGCUGCUUCUAAGAAGUCUGGAGGAAGCAGCAAAAACCUGGGAGGAAAAAGUCCCGGCCAAAGAUAUGGAUUCAAGAAACAUGAGGGAGACUUUGUUCAUGCUGGCAAUAUCCUCGCAACACAGCGCUUAAUGCGGUGGCAUCCAGGAGCUCAUGUUGGCAUGGGAACAAACAAAACUCUAUAUGCCCUGGAGGACGGCACAGUCAGGUACACAAAAGAGGUGUACAUUCCCCCUCCUCAUAGUCCCGAAGCCCGUGAUGUGAUCCCAAAACUUCCUAAAGGAGCUGUGCUCUACAAGUCCUUUAUCAACGUCGUACCAACAAAACAAACGAACAGUUUUAAACUAGUAGGCAUGGUGUGAAAGAAGAAACUAUUUAACAAACUUGUUUCAAUCUGUUUGUCAGACAUUGAGAAAUGUGGGUGCUAGUCACAUGCACCAGUGGAGGAUUUUUGUACUUAGUUAUGUGAAUAAAUAUCAUACUUAAA
Messenger RNA from Trichomycterus rosablanca, 615 nucleotides. It is a transcript of the gene mrpl27, whose product is annotated as mitochondrial ribosomal protein L27. The coding region runs from base 50 to 490 and encodes 146 amino acids. The transcript is spliced from 4 exons. Gene Ontology annotation, molecular function: structural constituent of ribosome. Lineage: Eukaryota; Metazoa; Chordata; Actinopteri; Siluriformes; Trichomycteridae. Gene Ontology annotation, biological process: translation. The record is from RefSeq and is a predicted model, not a curated record. Gene Ontology annotation, cellular component: ribosome; mitochondrial large ribosomal subunit.